AUAUACUAUUUGUGAUCGAUUUUUUAUAUAUAGCUCUUUUGAUUACAAGCGUACAAUUUUGUACGGAAAAAAUUCAAAAAGUUUAGUUUAGUUAGUAUUGGAUACCGAAAAAAUGAACCGUUUUUAAAAUCAGGGUCUCAUCUAUACUCAGCAUAUUUAUUUGGAUUUUUUGCUGAUUUAAAUUAUUUGAAAUUUUUUUAAAAAAAUAUUACGUUGAAUCUAUUGAAAAUGAUACAAACAUGCAUACGUAGAAACUAACACCAUAAUUUCAAUUCGACAACUAAAAAAUAUUCAAAGAAAUCAUUUCCAUGACGUCGUAAGAAUUCACCGUCUGUAUGUAAACCACAUGUAUUGGUAUACAGCCACUUGAACAGUCUCGUUCAAAAUAUAGCAUUAGUGUAUGUGUGCGACAAAAGCCGGUGCAGAGAAUGUUCAGACGAAAAAUUCUGCCAAAUAAUGUGCAUAUCAAUGCGAAGAGAAUGUAAACAAGAGAGAAUCGAUGUAUGGAGAAGGAGAGAAAAACACAAGUUUGAUAUUGAUCGUAUGUUAUGGCUCGUAUCACCAUUCGUAUAUUUAUUUCUCUUCCGUAUUGAAGCCGGUAUGUGAUUGCUCUGCUAAAAAGAGCAAAUUUAUUCAACAGAGAGAGAAGACUUCGACUGCAGUGCUCUGUAAUGCUUGCAAUUAAAUGGAAGGGAACCUUGUAUUUGUUGCUAUCAAUUCAAAACUGCAUACGAACAAAACAAUGAUUUUGUAUGCAGUAAUAACAUGACACUGCGGUUAUUGUUACUAAUUUGUGCUGUGUCACCGUUUGCGAACGGUUACAACAUUUUAUUUUUAACUCCUUUCAAUGGGAAGAGUCAUUGGAUUCUGAUGGAAACAAUUAUUGAGGCGUUGUUGAAUCGACAUCAUGAGGUGACCACAAUCACUAAUUUCAAAUGGAAUGGUCCCAAACCAGCAAACUACACCGAAAUUUUGAUUGAUCCACCUUUGGACUUUGAGUCAUACAAAUCACAAGAGGAGGUAAUUAAAACAGCCGAGAAAUCACCAUUUGUUACUUUAUCCGAAUAUGGUGAAUUUUGCAGUAUGUCAGCCGAUUACGCAUUAUCUAGUGACAACGUUCAUGAAACGAAUCAUCUUCCUCGACAAACAGAAGUGACAAAGAAAUACUUUGCCGACUUGGAGCCAUUACCAACCCUUGAUGAUUUGCUACAACGAAACUCUGCGCGAUCUUCCACCGAAUAUAUAUUAUUAUUAUUAUCAUUCGUUCCUGGCUCCCACAAAAUUCUUGCUCAUAAAAAUGUGAUUUUGUUCAUUUCUCAUGGCGGCGUUUUUGGAUCAGUUGAAUCAAUUUGGAAUGGUGUUCCAUCAUUGAUAACCGCCUUCUUCGGAGAUUAAUAUAGAAAUGCCAUGCGCGAGUAUGUCCGGAUAUGCGAAAUAUAUUCCGUUUUUCGAUAUUACAAAUCAAACAUUGAUGGAUUCUCUUCAAGAGGUGAUUCAGAACAAGUCUUAUUUACACAGAGCCUUGGAAGUGUAAUCCGUUUUCAAAGUCAACUUAGUUCCACCGAUGCAAGAGGCAAUAUUUUGGAUUAAAUACGCUUGCCAAUUUGCUGGUGUGGCUCAUCUGAAAUCACAUGCAACGAAUAUGUCUUGGUUUUUGUAUUUAUCGCUCGAUAUUCUUGGUGAGUUUUCAGUAUUUGUUGUAUGUGUUCUCCUUUUACUCCAGUUGAUGCUUCGCAGGUGCUGUCGUCGAAAUGUUGUGGAGAAGAAAUCGGAGUGAAAUUUUGAUAAUUUUCAAAUGUAUUGAAAUGUAAUAAAAAAAAUUGGCUAUGAA
Molecule: messenger RNA, 1831 nt
Organism: Sitodiplosis mosellana (orange wheat blossom midge)
Lineage: Eukaryota; Metazoa; Arthropoda; Insecta; Diptera; Cecidomyiidae
Exons: 5
Coding region: 766-1395 (209 amino acids)
Molecular function (GO): UDP-glycosyltransferase activity
Source: RefSeq, a predicted model, not a curated record